Messenger RNA from Benincasa hispida (wax gourd), 2279 nucleotides. Its product is annotated as zeatin O-glucosyltransferase-like. Lineage: Eukaryota; Viridiplantae; Streptophyta; Magnoliopsida; Cucurbitales; Cucurbitaceae. Gene Ontology annotation, molecular function: UDP-glycosyltransferase activity. The record is from RefSeq and is a predicted model, not a curated record.
UGUACUUUGAAUGGAUUAGAAGGUAUCAUCAAACUUAAAUAUUACCAAAAUAUUGCUAGCAAGCCUUCCCUUUUCUUUUUAAUGAGUAACCAAAACAAUGCCGUCUCCACUAAUGUCGCCAAAAAUUCACACCAUCUUCCUGUCGUCGUUGUCAUGGUUCCUCUACCGGCGCAGGGCCAUCUGAACCAGCUCCUCCACCUUUCUCGCCUCCUCUCCGCUUUCAACAUCCCCGUUCACUUUCUUGGCACGGCCACCCACAAUCGCCAAGCCCAGCUUCGCAGUGGUGGCGAAUGUAGCAGCCACAUGAUCCAAUUUCAUGACUUUGACAUCCCAAUAAUCCCUUCUCCUUCUCCAAACCCCAAUGCCACUCACAAAUUCCCCUCACAUCUCAUCCCCACCUUCACUGCCGCGGCGGUCCACCUUCGUCGCCCUCUCGCUGCCUUCCUUCGUUCACUCUCCUCGAAAGUGAAACGACUUGUCGUCAUCCACGAUUCGCUAAUGUCGUCUGCCGUUCAAGUUGUAGACACCAUCUUCAAUGUUGAAUCGUACAAUUUUCAUAGUAUUUCACCCUUUGUCGUCGCUCUCCAAAGCUUGGAGCGUAAAGGAAUUGUCAUUGGCCAUGGUUGUGAUCAUGAAACUAUGACAUUUUAUGAAGAGUAUUUUUUGAAGAAAUCGAAUGUUCGUUCACUCCAAAGGGGUUUUCCAGCAGAGGCUUUGGAGUUCAUGUUAUCACAAUUGUCUCAGCUACCGAAAAGGACAGCUGGGAAAAUUUAUAACACUAGUAGAUUGAUUGAAGGCUUAUCUUUGAAGAUGAUUGAAAGGGUUGAACAUGAGUUUCAUCAUUGGGCAUUGGGUCCUUUCAACCCUGUCAAAAACUUGAAGAAUGGGGAAAAGUCAUCGUCUAAUCACGCCUGUUUGUCAUGGUUAGAUCGACAAGAGCCAAGAUCAGUGAUGUACGUCUCUUUUGGAACGACGACAGCGAUGGACGACAAACAAAUUGAAGAAAUAUCAAUUGGGUUAGCAAGAAGCCACCAAAAGUUCAUAUGGGUCCUCCGGGAUGCCGACAAAGGCGACAUCUUCCAUGACAUCAAUGUUAAGAAAUUCGAGCUUGAAGAAGGUUACAAAGAGUUAAUUGGUGACCGAGGGCUGGUGAUAAGAGAGUGGGCACCACAAUUAGAGAUACUGAACCACUGGACAAUCGGAGGGUUCAUGACGCAUUGUGGAUGGAAUUCGUGCAUGGAGAGCAUGACAAUGGGAGUACCAAUGGCAACAUGGCCAAUGCACUCAGACCAGCCGAGGAACGCGGUGCUAAUGACAAAGGUGCUGCGAGUAGGGUUGGUGGUGAAGGAGUGGGAACGAGGGGAGGAGGUGGUGGUGGCAUCAACUGUGGAGGAAGCGGUGAAAAGAUUGAUAGUGUCGAAGGAAGGGGCAGAGAUAAGAAGGAAUGCAGAGAGGUUAGGGGAAGCUUUACGACGGUCAUUAGAAGAUGGUGGAGAUUCUCGCCGGGAGUUGGAGGCUUUUGUUACUCAUAUUACCAGCUUGACUGUGCAAAUCACUUUUGAUCGUUGUUGUCACCGGUGUUGCUUGGAUCUCCAUCGUCAUCUACUUCUUCUGGUGGUGGGUCAUAGUCAUGGGUGUUCUCCAGUUGUUUUUCAUCGUUGCGUGGGCAUUCUCUAGUUUUUUUUCGUCGUCGCGUGGGUGCUCUCCAGUUGGUUUUCGUCGUCGCGUGGGCAUUGUCCUUCCAAUUGUUCUUCUAGUGGUUGUUCGUCGUGGUUGUUCUUCCGUGGGUUAGCUCGUCGUUCGUCCAGCUUAUUCUGGUCGUGGAGGUGGGUCACCGGCAUGGAUCUAUAGAUUUAGUUUUGGGUUUUUAUAUCCGGUCUUCUAUUUGUCCGAUCUACUCAUGGGUCUUCCAAUCCGGUCGUCGGCGUUGUAUUUUUCUCAGAUCUGCCGUCUCAACUCUGCUUGCAAGGUCCGAUGCUCGUCGAUGUUUCAAUCUUCAAGCUCCGAUUCGGAUCUCUUCAAAUUAUUGGUUGUUUAAGUUGUUUUCUUGGAAAGUCGGCAUCAUCGAGAAGCACAUAGAAGCAUUGUUUGGUAGACCUAAAAUUGCUAUAACAUCUCAAGGAACCAUCUAUCCUUCCAAAGAUGAGCAAUUGAAGAUUAGCUUUGGUGGUUUGAAGGGAUUGGUUUUAGAAGCUGUCACUUUUAGUUCCUUCCUCUGGGACGUCAAAAGCUAUGUGGAUUCAAGGUACCAUUUUUUUGUGAGUUGAGCUAAAUGCCAU